Molecule: messenger RNA, 1008 nt
Organism: Apaloderma vittatum (bar-tailed trogon)
Lineage: Eukaryota; Metazoa; Chordata; Aves; Trogoniformes; Trogonidae
Product: protein crumbs homolog 1-like
Exons: 4
Biological process (GO): Notch signaling pathway
Molecular function (GO): Notch binding; calcium ion binding
Source: RefSeq, a predicted model, not a curated record
AGUCGCUCUGCACGAGGAACGACUCCAGGUGCCUGCCAGACCCUUGCCAAAACUCUACGUGCGCUGCUGGUCGUAAAGACGACACUUGCAGCUGCGCGGACGCAUCAGUGGACAGCGUGGAGGAACUCUGCAAUAAAACCUCUGAUCCUUGCUCCUCGAACCCUUGUCUUCAAAACGCUACCUGUUCGAGCUCUGCUGGGAACCUCAGCUUUACUUGCGACUGCCCUUCUGGGUAUAAGGGACCUACCUGUGAAACAGCCAUCAGCGCAUGCGACACGAACCCUUGUGAGCACGGAGGCACCUGCCAAAACGGCCUGGCUGGGCUCACUUGCCUUUGCAGCGCAGGAUACACGGGUACGCUCUGUGAGCUGGAUUUCGACGAAUGCAUUUCUGAACCGUGCCACAACGGAGCGGUGUGCAGGGAUGGGGUCGAUGAAUACUCCUGCUACUGCGUGCCAGGCUACCAAGGCAAGCACUGUGACCUGGAAGUGAAUGAAUGCAUGUCAGACCCCUGCCUGCAUGGGGCAACGUGUCUCAACCAGAUCGGACAGUACGACUGCAUCUGUCCACUUGGGUACACAGGUACAAACUGUGAGCUGGAAAUAGAUGAGUGCACGUCCCAGCCGUGCCUGAACGGUGGGACCUGCCGCGAUUCCCUGGCAAGCUUCGCCUGCUCCUGCACGCCAGGAUUUCUUGGUGACCUCUGUGAAACCAACAUCGACGAGUGUGCCAGCCGGCCGUGCCGCAACGGGGGACAGUGCAUGGACAAGGCCAAUGGGUACAGCUGCAACUGCACCGGCACUGGAUUUAUGGGCCUGCACUGCGAGACCCUAAUUCCCUUAUGUUGGUCACAACCAUGCUAUAAUAACGGCACCUGCGAGGACAAUGCCGACAAUUACACAUGCCACUGUUGGCCAGAUCGCUACGGCCACUUCCCCGGCCUGCCGCCCACCUUCAGCUACGACAAGGCUGAGGGCUAUAUCUGCAGCUGUAAGCCAGGCUUUACCG